Molecule: messenger RNA, 2049 nt
Organism: Rhineura floridana
Lineage: Eukaryota; Metazoa; Chordata; Lepidosauria; Squamata; Rhineuridae
Gene: HMGA1
Product: high mobility group AT-hook 1
Exons: 5
Coding region: 406-699 (97 amino acids)
Biological process (GO): regulation of DNA-templated transcription
Cellular component (GO): chromatin; nucleus
Molecular function (GO): DNA binding; transcription coregulator activity
Source: RefSeq, a predicted model, not a curated record
CCUUUACCCUCUCUCCUGUCUCGCUCCCUCUUCCACUGGAAAGGCUAAGCUCUCCUUAGCCAGGCUGCCCUUAUUUAAUUUGGAGUGUGAUUUUCCUAUUUUUAGCGUCUGGAUUCUCUCCAGUAAGACUUAGAGGAGUUUUCCCCCCUACCUUCCUUUUUUAAAAAAUUCUGCAAAUGAUUCUGAACCAGCUUCCUUCCUUUUAGAACAUUUUUUUAUUUCGAUAAAUAAGAGGGGGCCUGUCUGCUCUCGCGCUCUCUCCACCCCCCCGUACGAGUCUUUCUGCCUUCUGCUUCAGAUCUGCAUUUGCAACCAUCAGCAGCCAGGAGGGGGGUUUGUUUUAAUUUCAUCACAACACACAAGGAAAAACACACACAGAUUCGCGAAUAAGAGCAAUUAAGGAAGAUGAGUGAAUCCAGUGCAAAAUCAAGCCAACCCCUGGCUGCCAAACAGGACAAGGAUGUCUCUGAGAAGAGAGGACGAGGGCGGCCCAGAAAGCAGCCUAAGCAAGAACCUAGUGAGGCACCAACACCCAAGAGACCACGUGGCAGACCAAAGGGGAGCAAAAACAAGAGCACUUCAAAGGGAAGGAAAGCUGCUGUGACACCUGGGAGGAAACCACGAGGCCGACCCAAAAAAUCAGAGAAGGAUGAAGAAGAGGUGAACAUCUCCCAGGAGUCAUCAGAAGAGGAGCAGUGAAAAUAGUCAACUGAUUCUACCUCGCAAUUGUUUUCCUGUUUCUUGUCAAGUUCUGGGACUGAGGAAGGAACAAGGAAUCCUCACCCCUUUCCUGACCCACCUCCCCAAUGUUCUCAUAGUGAAAACGGCAACGCUGGAGUACAGUGUAAAACAAAUCGGCCAUCACAUUUGAUGUGUAAUGUUCAGUGGGAGAACCAUAUAUCUUGUUUUCCCCUUCUCAUUUGACCGGGUUAAAUUUUUAGCCUACCAGUUCAUGUAGUUCUAUAUUAUUUUGGUUGUGUUUUUUUUUCUGGGGGGGAGCUGUCUCUUCAAUACACUCCUUGUAGACAAAGGAGUAUAUACAUCUUUAUAGUAACCACUUAUUCAUGUUGAACAGAGUGGACAGCCUAGUUUUUCCUUACCAACCCUGAUCUCCCCUUUAGAGAGCCCACACCAUCCUCCAAAAGGAUAAUACUUGGCACUGGCAGAAAGCUAUGUCAUAGAAGAGAGCUGGGAGGAUUUUGUGCUUUUUUCUGGAAUAUGAGUAUAGUGGAAAGAGCCAAAGCAUUGAAAAAGAGGAAGACAAUAGAUUUUUGCUUUUGAAAACUAUUUUCCUGGAUAUUGGUUUCGAGGAUGUCAUCUUUCCUGUACGUUGCUCCAUUUCUUAUGGUUCAAUGAAUAAUCUAGCUCUUUGCAGUAGGCCCAUGCAUUCUUGUUGGCAGCAAUGCAGUCCAGCCCCAACCAGCUGCCUUGGAGCUAAAGCGUUUCGAUUUGCUAUAGGCAAGAUAGCUGGGUUGUUUUGUUCAGCUCUCAUCUGCCAGUGGGAGAACUUCCAGCGACCACAAAAGUUCCCUCCCAUCCGCUCCCAUUGAAACUCUAGCUCCUAAGUUAGGGGUCUUGCAGGCGGGAGCCUACAACUGAAAGCGCUUUCCCUUGGUGCUCAGUCAUUCUGCACACAAAGGACUACUGGAUCUUCCUUGAAACCGGACAAGUCUUUGCAAAGAUCAAGGAAAGCAGGAUGGCAAAUUACUCCCUUCCCCAGUCUCUCUCUAGGUUGUUUUUUCAUUGGAAAUAGCACAGUUAAGUGUGUUAGUUACAAUUGUCUUUCCACAACAUAUUGUCUUUGCAAGGUUUUUCUUUUUCCUUCAUUCACAACUACCUCUGGAUAAGUUUAAGUUUCAUUCUCUUACAACAUGGAGUUGCUGCUGUUUUGUUGCUGCUGCUUCUGAUGCUGCUGUACUGGUUACAAAGUUUUAUUAUUCCAACAGGUUCUGUCUAGUUUCUUUCACUGGAACUAACAUUUUACGCUAUAGAUGAUUUAAUCUGAGUUGACUUUUUAAAACUAUUGUGCUAUUAAAAAGGGAUAAAAUA